CGCUCGGCUGUCGCGCACAUUGUGUCGAUAUACCGGUCCGCCGCUGUCGUGUUGUGCUUUUAUUCUCGCUCUGUACACUAAUGUCUGCUCAUUCCGCCGAAGAGUCGUUCCCGUUCCACGGGCUGCUUCCGAAAAAAGAGACCGGCGCUGCUUCGUUCCUCACAAAAUUCCCGGAGUACGAUGGCCGAGGGGUGCUCAUCGCGAUCCUCGACACCGGGGUGGACCCAGGUGCCCCGGGCAUGCAGACUACGACGGACGGGAAACCCAAGAUCGUGGACAUCAUUGACACGACGGGCAGCGGCGACGUGAAGAUGUCCAGUGAGGUGGAGGUGAAGGAUGGGCUCGUGACCGGACUGAGCGGACGCACGCUCCGAAUUCCUGCUGCUUGGGUCAAUCCGUCUGGGAAGUAUCACAUCGGAAUAAAGAACGGUUAUGAUUUUUUCCCUAAAGCUCUCAAAGAGAGAAUACAGAAAGAGCGUAAGGAGAAGCUGUGGGAUCCAGCACACAGAGCAGCUCUCGCUGAGGCCAGUCGCAGGAUAGAAGAGUUUGACCAGACCCACCCAAACCCAUCACAGAUGGAGAAGCUACAGAAGGAGGAACUACAGUGUCACGUGGAGCUGUUAGGAGCCCUGGAGAAGAAGUACAGUGAUCCAGGGCCGGUUUAUGACUGUAUAUCGUGGCAUGACGGCGUCACAUGGAGGGCUGUGGUGGACACGUCUGAGACCGGAGACCUGUUGUCAUGCACCAUCCUGAGCUCUUAUCGAGAGCGACAGGAAUACGCCACACUGGGAUACGCCGAGAUGCUCAAUUACUCCAUAAACAUCUAUGAUGAGGGAAACACUCUGUGUAUCGUCACCAGCGGAGGGGCUCAUGGGACGCAUGUCGCCAGCAUCGCAGCGGGUCACUUCCCCGAUGAACCCGAGCGGAACGGUGUCGCUCCAGGAGCUCAGAUCCUGGCUGUGAAGAUCGGAGACACGCGCCUCAGCACAAUGGAGACGGGCACCGGCCUCAUACGAGCUAUGAUUGAAGUCAUAAACUAUAAGUGUGACCUUGUGAACUACAGUUACGGGGAGGCGACUCACUGGCCAAACUCGGGGAGGAUCUGUGAGGUCAUCACGGAGGCUGUACAGAAGUAUAAUGUGUUGUUUGUGUCGAGUGCUGGGAAUAACGGCCCGUGUCUGUCCACCGUGGGCUGCCCCGGAGGAACCACCAGCAGUGUGAUCGGUGUGGGCGCUUACGUCACGCCGGACAUGAUGAUGGCCGAGUACUCUCUGAGAGAGAAGCUUCCUCCGAACCAGUACACGUGGUCGUCCCGCGGCCCCAGUACAGACGGGGCUCUGGGGGUCAGCAUCAGCGCCCCCGGCGGAGCCAUCGCCUCCGUGCCCAACUGGACGCUCCGCGGCACGCAGCUGAUGAACGGCACCUCCAUGUCCUCUCCGAACGCCUGCGGAGGAAUCGCUCUGCUGCUCUCAGGUCUGAAGCAGAACGGCGUGCAGCCCACGGUGCCGGCGGUGCGCAGGGCUCUGGAGAACACGGCUCUGAAAGUGGAGGAUAUAGAGGUGUUUGCACAGGGUCACGGCAUCAUUCAGGUGGAGCGGGCCUUCGACUACCUCAUGCAGCAUGCGUCGCUGCCCACCAGCAGCCUCGGCUUCACCGUGACCGUGGGAUCGCAACGAGGCAUCUACCUCAGGGGCCCGACACAGGUCACCGGCCCGUCCGAUCACGGGGUCGGCAUCGAGCCCGUGUUUCCAGAGAAUACAGAGAACUCGGCCCGUAUCUCGCUGCAGCUGCAUCUGGCUCUCGUCUGCAACGCUGCCUGGGUUCACUGUCCGUCGCACCUGGAGCUCAUGAAUCAGUGCCGGCACGUCAACGUUCGCAUCGACCCGCAGGGCCUGCGAGAGGGGCUGCACUACACCGAGGUGUGUGGAUAUGACACGUCGGCUCUCAGCGCCGGUCCUCUCUUCAGAGUGCCUAUAACGGUUAUAAUCCCUGCGAGAGUAGCUGACAGUCGCAGUCAGGAGAUCACGUUCACAGACCUCCACUUCAGACCAGGACAGAUCCGGCGGCAUUUCAUUACCGUCCCUCGUGGAGCAUCAUGGGCAGAGAUCUCGUUAACGUCUCAUUCUGGAGACGUGUCGUCGAAGUUCGUCCUGCAUGCGGUUCAUCUGGUGAAGCAGCGAGCGUAUCGAGUCAAUGAGUUUUAUAAGUUCUCGUCUCUCCUGGAGAAGGGCUCGCUCACGGAGGCUUUUCCUGUGCUGCCAGGACGCACUCUGGAGCUCUGUGUUGCUCGCUGGUGGGCGAGUCUGGGUGACGUCACCAUUGAUUAUGUCAUUUCCUUCCAUGGGCUGGUGACGGCACCUUCUCCUAUUCAUAUCCACGCCUCUGAAGGGAUUUCUAGUUUUCAGGUUUGUUCUCCGCUGAGAUAUGAAGACGUUUCCCCAACAAUCACACUGAAGAACUGGGUUCAGCCUCUCCGGCCUGUAAGUGCUAAAAUAAAACCCCUCGGCGCCAGAGAUGUGUUACCCAACAACAGACAGCUCUAUGAGAUCGUCCUCACUUAUAAUUUCCAUCAGCCCAAGAGUGGCGAGGUGACGCCUAGCUGUCCGCUGCUGUGUGAGUUAUUAUACGAGUCUGAGUUUGACAGUCAGCUCUGGCUCCUGUUUGACCAGAACAAGAGGCUCAUGGGAUCUGGAGACGCUUAUCCACACCAGUACUCUCUGAAGCUGGAGAAGGGCGACUACGCUGUGCGUCUGCAGGUGCGUCACGAGCAGCAGAGCGAGCUGGAGCGUCUGAAGGACCUGCCGUUCCUUGUGUCUCACCGGCUCUCCAGCACGCUCUCGCUGGACGUCUACGAGACGCACCGCGCUGCCAUGCUGGCCAAGAAGAAGGCCAACUCCAUCACACUGAGCCCCGGUGCGUCGCAGCCCUUCUACAUCACAGCCCUGCCCGACGACAAGAUCCCUAAAGGUGCCGGACCCGGCGGCUACAUCACCGGCUCGCUGGUUCUGCCCAAGAGUGAGUUCGGCAAAAAAGCUCAGGGACAAGCUUCAGCCAAACGACAAGGAAAAUUUAAAAAGGUACUGGACGGAUAGAGAAAGAACAGAACUUCUGCUUUUUAAUGUAUUUAUAUUGCAGGGGCCCGAUUAAAUGAGCCAUUUAAUAACACUAUUAUGUGAAUGAUACAAACCCUAAAUUCACACUCACACACACUAGUGCUGGGCAGCA
This is a messenger RNA of Sinocyclocheilus anshuiensis, 3225 nucleotides long. RefSeq names its product tripeptidyl-peptidase 2-like. Gene Ontology annotation, cellular component: cytosol. Gene Ontology annotation, molecular function: serine-type endopeptidase activity; tripeptidyl-peptidase activity. The record is from RefSeq and is a predicted model, not a curated record. The transcript has 23 exons. Gene Ontology annotation, biological process: proteolysis. Bases 81 to 3092 code for a protein of 1003 amino acids. Lineage: Eukaryota; Metazoa; Chordata; Actinopteri; Cypriniformes; Cyprinidae.